Sander lucioperca (pikeperch) is the source of this 2915-nucleotide messenger RNA. It is a transcript of the gene pax6b, whose product is annotated as paired box 6b. Gene Ontology annotation, molecular function: DNA-binding transcription factor activity, RNA polymerase II-specific; RNA polymerase II cis-regulatory region sequence-specific DNA binding. Lineage: Eukaryota; Metazoa; Chordata; Actinopteri; Perciformes; Percidae. The transcript has 15 exons. Gene Ontology annotation, biological process: anatomical structure development; regulation of transcription by RNA polymerase II. Bases 443 to 1762 code for a protein of 439 amino acids. The record is from RefSeq and is a predicted model, not a curated record.
CUGUGGUGCAGGGGGAAGUGUUUAUAUGGGGGAUGAUGACAGAGGUCGGGUCGCGCUAAUGGGCCAGUGAAGAGCGGCGGAGGGAGGCGAGGCGCACACAGCAGACCAGGAACACAUACAUUAAUACACUUGUUCCAUCACCAAUCAGCAUAGGGAUAUCCCCUCCGUCUCCGCCGAAGACCACUGGAAACUAAUUUUUCCUCUUCUAAACUUCCCGAGAAAGACUGAUCCUGGUCGGCUUUUUUGCUCUUUCUGUGGUGUGGAGAACUAGGCUGUAGCCUAUAGUUUACCAAGGACUUUGACAACUACGCAGGAUGCCCCAAAAAGGGAGACAUUAAGUAGUGAAAACGGCAGAUGAUUGACUAAAUUGUUAUAGAGUGGACAGUCAACUCUGUUUCCAGAAUACCACAACCAAGCCACGUGGGAGUCUGGCGUAGCCUCAAUGAUGCAGAACAAGGUGUAUGACAUCUGUGAUGAAGGUCACAGUGGCGUAAACCAGCUUGGUGGUGUGUUUGUUAAUGGUAGACCGCUGCCGGAUUCCACCAGGCAGAAAAUAGUUGAACUUGCUCACAGUGGUGCUCGACCCUGCGACAUCUCCAGGAUACUGCAGACCCAUGAUGAAGUCCAAGUGCUGGACAGUGAAAAGGUAUCCAACGGCUGCGUAAGCAAGAUCCUGGGCCGCUAUUAUGAAACUGGCUCCAUAAGACCGAGAGCAAUAGGCGGCAGCAAGCCCAGGGUUGCCACUCCAGAGGUGGUCGCGAAAAUCGCGCAGUACAAGCGGGAGUGUCCGUCUAUCUUCGCGUGGGAGAUCCGUGACAGACUUCUGUCGGAAGGGAUCUGCACCAACGACAAUAUACCCAGUGUGUCAUCGAUUAACAGAGUCCUCCGCAACCUGGCUAGUGAAAAGCAACAGAUGGGCGCAGAUGGCAUGUAUGACAAGCUGAGAAUGCUCAACGGUCAGACAGGAACUUGGGGGACCCGGCCCGGCUGGUACCCCGGAACAUCAGUGCCAGGGCAGCCCAACCAAGAUGGCUGCCAACAACAAGACGGCGCAGGAGAAAACACAAACUCCAUCAGCUCGAACGGGGAGGAUUCAGAGGAGACCCAGAUGCGACUCCAGCUCAAGAGGAAACUACAGAGAAACCGCACGUCCUUCACACAGGAGCAGAUUGAAGCACUGGAAAAAGAAUUUGAAAGAACUCAUUAUCCAGAUGUUUUCGCACGAGAGAGACUAGCAGCGAAAAUCGACCUGCCCGAAGCAAGAAUACAAGUAUGGUUCUCAAAUAGAAGAGCAAAGUGGAGGCGAGAGGAGAAGCUGCGGAACCAGCGCCGGCAGGCCAACAACUCCUCCAGUCACAUUCCCAUCAGCAGCAGCUUUAGCACCAGCGUCUACCAGGCCAUCCCACAGCCCACUACACCGGUGUCUUUCACCUCAGGGUCAAUGCUGGGUAGACCUGACUCUGCACUGGCAAACACCUACAGUGCGUUGCCCCCCAUGCCCAGCUUUACCAUGGCGAACAAUCUACCUAUGCAACCCAGCCAGACCUCCUCUUAUUCCUGCAUGCUGCCUACCAGUCCGCCUGUGAACGGGCGGAGCUACGACACAUACACGCCCCCUCAUAUGCAGGCACAUAUGAACAGCCAAUCAAUGACCACUUCUGGUACCACCUCAACAGGACUCAUCUCUCCUGGAGUGUCUGUCCCUGUCCAAGUACCAGGGAGCGAGCCUGACAUGUCUCAGUACUGGUCAAGACUACAGUAGAGAGAAGAGCUACUUCACCCUGUAACCACCCACUCCACCAUCGCCCUCCGGCAGUGCUCCUCACACAUACACGGCACAGGAGAGUAGAGAAGGCGAGAGAGGGUUGUGAAGAGGCAAAGGACAGGAGAGGAAAGGAGGAAAGAGAGAGAGAGAGAGAGACUCUGGGAGAGCCUUGGGACGUCUGGGCUUUGUGUUUCCAGUGGGACUGUGUGCUGUUCUGUAGCUCUAGGCACAUUCAAACGAGGACUUGGAAGAGAGAACAACGAUGGAAAGAGAAAAACAAUGGACCUCUGUAAAGUGCCCGGUGUUACAUUUUUAUGGAACAAAAACUUAUCUGUUUUUUUUUUUUUGUCUAUUUCCAACUUCAGUCAUUGUUUCCUUUUUCUCUGGUGUGUUAGUAAAUGGCCAUUUGUAUGUUAAUAUGAAAAACCAAGAUCAAGUACUGAUAGAUGGACUGCUAGAAAACCAUGUUGGUCUUGUGUUUGUUUGAGAGAGGAGAAGCUGAGAGAUUCUGCCAUGACUAUCUUUUGAUCUGCUUAUAUCGAGACUUUCUACCAGCCUUUGCAUGGUCUCUGGACGCUGUUGCAUAUCAUUAAAGACGAAAAGCUGGAGGGAAGACUCUUACUGUGUCAAAAAAAUACAACAACUAUUUAUUGGUCUUACUUCUUACGAAUGGAUAUUUAGCAGAGGAAACUCAAACUCGAUCCACCCACUGACGCUGUGGUCUUGACUCCCCUGACGUGGGCCUGUUUGCCGGCUUAUUAAACACGGAUCACUAUCAUCAGCUCAAAGUGUGCAAAGACGGCGCAACAUGCGACACAACCUUGGACCUCUUGCUUCGGUGGUUGGAUUGACUCUAGAUUACCACGAAGAACAUUAAAUGUGGAAAACAGGUGUAAAAGAAAACCUGUAGUCUGUAAAUGGUAGACUGCGUCUUCGAUAUAAUCCAGUUUGUUUGUCAAAAUGUAAAGUACUUGUCUUCCCUAGAAAUCUUUUCUCCAAAAAGAUUUCACCAAUAAAGGUUGAUUUCAUUUAUAUCCCCGAGAAUAUUCUAUAAAUGUUCCAUGCAUCAUGAAAUAAAUUUCUUUAGGGUCAGGUACAAUUUGUCUCUUAGGUAUAGUUGUAUUAUAGUGUCCUAUGGUCAAAAAAAAAA